GUGGACGGCAAGUUUCAGACUCGCCCCCACCGGCGCGUUUCUACAUACAUACCCGUUUCGGUUUGAAUUGGGUACUUGUGCUGGCCGCUGGCAAUACGACGAUGACCCGGCAGCUCCUGAGAACCCAGCCUCACCACGCUGCUGACGCUGACGACUUCGCGUUUCGCGAAUGCGGAGUUGGCUUCUGGGCGAUCCCGCUCGCCCUUAACGCGGCACGCAACGAUGGGGAUUACAGCCGGCCUUUUUGCGCGCUUCUGCGUUGCUAGCCCGGGGUAUAAGUGCAGCGCGCGGGCAUCCGUAACGACAGUAUCGAAAUGCCCGUCGUGAAGAGCAUCUCUGCUACUCGACCCGUCAACCCGCCUGGAUGCUCCACCGUACUCACGGAGGCGCAGCUGUGGGCCGGACUAGAGAUCAAGAUCAGGGAUCCGACCACGUUCGUGGAGACUGUCACCUAUUGCGAGCUCGCAGAGGAUCAUGGAGACCAGAUCGUUAGAAAGGUCAAGUUCGGCAACGACCCGGAGCUCGUCUCUGAACCAUGCUGGUUCUACCCGAACACCAUGGCUCGUGGAACGUACCCCAACGGGGGUUUCGUUGAGGACGUCGUAUCCUACGGACCCAACGACGAGCUAUAUUUGAGUUUCAAUUGCAUCGAUGUCCUGCCUGGCGAGCUUAACGGAGGGCCAGAGCCUCCCCCGCCGAACGUAGUAGCCGCAAGGGUCGGGGCUGAGAUCGAGCGAGCGUUGCGGAGGAUACGGGAGCUGGUAGAGGACGGUACUAUUACUGCAUAG
This is a messenger RNA of Punctularia strigosozonata HHB-11173 SS5, 788 nucleotides long. RefSeq lists its product as uncharacterized. Bases 315 to 788 code for a protein of 157 amino acids. The record is from RefSeq and is a predicted model, not a curated record. The transcript has 3 exons. Lineage: Eukaryota; Fungi; Basidiomycota; Agaricomycetes; Corticiales; Punctulariaceae.